CUCAUCUUUUACACAGAGCGAGGCUGGUGUGCUCAGUGUUGGAGUGAAAGGAGAGGAGGUGCCUCUUUGGAGGAGGAGAAGGUGUGCGCUUGUGUGUCGAUGCUCAAAUCCUGCUUUGUCCUCAGAGGCGCGUCGCGCUCGCAGGACACCGCGUGUCCUAUUUAUGUUCCCCCUCUGCGUGUUAACAUGAGCCAGUGUGUCGGUUCCUGUUUGUGCUGAGCGAGUGUGUGUGUGUGUGUGUGUGUGUGUGUGUGUGUGUGUGUGCGUGUGCUCUGUUUGCAGACACUCGCGUGGUCAAAUCUCUGGGUUGCUGUGUUUGUGAUGGCACUCAGAAGCUUCUGUUUGUUCCUCCCUCCCAUCAGCCCCAUUAGCCUGAUGUCUUCUCUCUCGCUGACUCGCUCAACCUUUUUUUUUCUUUUUUAAUGUGACUCUCGCUCUCUGUCUGUAACGUAGCGUCCUUGCAUGUGGCAGCGGGGUGGAUCUGCCUGCGCUGUCUGCUGUCAUAUCGACGUGGCUGAAAUUACCUCGCCGCCCCUCCCUCCCUUCCUCGCUCCCUCACCCGCUCCCUCACCCAACCCCAACCUGCUGUGAAUCAUGGGAGGAGGCGGCUGCCCCGCGCUUUGAUUGAAUCCACAUUCCCUGUCUCCUCCGACGCAGAGGCUGGAAGGAGGCCGGGGGAGAAGGAGGGCGAGGAGCGAGGGGAAAGUGAGGCUUUUGUGGACGGCGCGGUAGAAAAACACGCGCUGCAGAUGAAAAGCACAUGAUUCGAUCAAACGCGCUCUGUGGAAGCUACCUAGCUGAGCGGUGGAUGGAGAGGAGGAAAGGGCUGGGGCUCAUCUGCAGGCCCAUAGUGAACCCUGGUGGACGAAAGCAGCCGUGACACACAAACGUGCCUCCUUUUGUUUGCUGCUGGCAAAGAGCUCUUCUGUCGUCGUGGUGUGAGGAGCUGGGACGUCUGCUUCUCCUCCGUCACCAAAAGAACAGGCAAAACGAGCCUCCGGGAAAGGUGCCCAUGCAGCCCCCUAUGAGCUCCAUGAAGCCCGGCCUCUCACACGGGGAUGGGUCUUUUCCCUACGACGUCCCCUGGCAACAGAACACCAAUCAGCCUCCAGGUUCCUUGUCUGUGGUGACCACUGUGUGGGGCGUGACCAACACCUCGCAGAGUCAGGUGUUGGGGAAUCCCAUGGCCAACAACAACAACCCCAUGAACCCCGGGGGGAACCCGAUGGGAUCAGGCAUGUCUGGUAACAAUCCAGGGAUGAACUCCCCUCCGUUCCCUGGUCCUCAGCAGCAGUUCCCAAACAAAGGCUCCUCCAACCAAGGCUACAUGCAGCAGGGCAUGUACGGACGACCCAACUACCCCGGAGGAGGAGGCUUUGGUGGGAAUUACCCUGGAGGUCCCAACCCUGGACCAGGUGGAAUGGGCAUCCCUUCACACUCCCGUCCUCCUUCGGACUUCACGCAGCCUGCUGCCGCUGCGGCUGCGGCCGCAGUCGCCGCUGCUGCCGCCACCGCGACCGCCACUGCCACAGCGACGGUAGCGGCCCUGCAGGAGACCCAGAACAAGGACAUGAACCAGUAUGGACCGAUGAGUUCGUCUUUCCAGAUGGGACCAAACCAGGCGUACAACAGCCAGUUCAUGAACCAGCCAGGACCCCGAGGCCCUGCAUCCCUCCCCGGGAGCAUGGGCACAGGCAUGAACGCGUCCAACAUGAGCGGGCCUCCAAUGGGAAUGAACCAACCCAGAGGGCAAGGUAUGGCACCUUUUGGGGCCCACGGCCAAAGAAUGCCCCAGCAAGGCUAUACUGGGCCGCGGCCUCAGGGCAUGGGUAUGCAAGGCAUGAAGAGGCCGUACCCAGGGGAGCCAAACUAUGGUGGACAGCAGUAUGGACCAAACAACCAGUUCCCAAAUCAGCAGGGGCAGUACCCCACACCCGGAGCCUCCAGGCCGCUGCCAUCGCCCAACUAUCCUGGACAGAGAAUGCCAGCACAGCAGCUGCAGGGCCAGUAUCCGCCACCGAGUGGUGCCAUGGGCCAGUACUACAAGCAAGAGCCACCUUUUAACGGUCAAACAAACAACUUCUCUGGGAGUGGAUAUCAGUACACCCAGGGUAAUAUGAAUGGGCCGCCCAGACCGGUGGGUAACUACCCGCAUUCCCCUGUGCCAGGCAACCCGACUCCUCCCAUGACCCCAGGAAGCAACAUCCCUCCAUACCUCUCGCCAAACCAGGAUGUGAAGCCGCCCUUCCCUCCUGACAUCAAACCAAAUAUCACCUCGCUCCCCCCACCUCCAGCCAACCACAAUGAGGAGCUGCGCCUGACGUUCCCAGUGCGGGACGGGGUGGUUCUGGAGCCCUUCAGGCUAGAGCACAACCUGGCUGUCAGCAACCACGUCUUCCACUUACGGCCCUCUGUACACCAAACCCUCAUGUGGAGGUCGGACCUAGAGCUGCAGUUCAAGUGCUACCACCACGAGGACCGUCAGAUGAACACCAACUGGCCGGCGUCGGUCCAGGUCAGCGUCAACGCCACGCCGCUCACCAUUGAGCGAGGCGACAACAAGACUUCCCAUAAGCCCCUGCACUUGAAACACGUUUGCCAGCCGGGAAGGAACACGAUUCAAAUCACCGUCACUGCCUGCUGCUGCUCGCACUUGUUUGUGCUGCAGCUGGUCCACAGGCCGUCGGUUCGCUCUGUCCUCCAGGGUUUACUGAAGAAGAGGCUCCUGCCUGCAGAGCACUGCAUCACCAAAGUCAAGAGGAACUUCAGCAGCGUAGUGGCAUCCACGGGCAACGCCACGCUCAAUGGCGAGGACGGCGUGGAGCAGACGGCCAUAAAGGUCUCCCUCAAAUGCCCCAUCACCUUCCGGCGAAUACAGCUUCCAGCGAGAGGACACGACUGCAAACAUGUUCAGUGUUUUGAUUUGGAGUCGUAUUUACAACUGAACUGUGAGCGGGGGACGUGGCGCUGUCCUGUAUGCAAUAAAACAGCACUGUUGGAAGGACUCGAAGUGGACCAGUACAUGUGGGGAAUAUUGAACGCCAUCCAAAACUCGGAGUUUGAGGAGGUGACCAUUGAUCCCACGUGUAGCUGGCGGCCGGUAGCCAUCAAGUCUGACAUUCACAUCAAGGAGGACCCGGACGGACCACUGGCCAAGAGGUUUAAGACCAUGAGUCCCAGCCAGAUGAUCAUGCCCAAUGUAAUGGAGAUGAUCGCCCAGCUCGGACCCGGGCCGUCGCCGUACCCGUCGCUAUCGUCUCAGCAAGGAGGGAACAGUGACUACGGCAGCCAGGGCAACAGUUACCCGGGGCACGGGAACUUCGACUUCCCUCACAGCACGGCCGGUGGUACAUCCAUGAAUGACUUCAUACACGGCCCUCAGCUGUCUCACCCACCCGACAUGCCCAACAGCCUGAUGGCCCAGGACAAGCCCCUCUCCCACAGCAUGCCUGACUCUAUACCUCAUACUGCUGGCAAUGAUCAGUCGCACGGCCCAUUGCAGCAGACCCUACGGGCGUCUCCACACCCUGGCAGCCAGUCGGGGCCACAGCUACACCACAGCGGGCCUCCUCAGCCCUCACGACAAGCUCCACCUCCUCAGCAGCAGCAGCAACAGCAGCAGCAGCAGCAGCAACAGCAGCCCGGGCCUCACAGCGACCUGUCCUUCAAUCCUUCCAGCAGUUUGGACAGCCAAGCAGGGUCGGACAUGCCCGAGCCAUCCCUAGAUCUACUUCCAGAGCUCGCUAACCCAGACGAGCUUUUGUCGUAUCUGGAUCCCCCAGACCUUCCCAGCAAUAGCAACGACGACCUACUGUCGCUGUUCGAAAACAACUGAGUCGAUCCAGACACACACACAAACUUUUUGGAAUGCCUGCAGUUGCCCCAAGAAUCCGGGGCGGUCCCUCAGUACUUGAUGAACACAAAGAUGCACUCCUUUCUCUUCUUCGUCUUGUACAGUUUUCAUCGCCAGCGCAGAUUGACUGACAAAGGUCGAAACUAAAUUCUCACUGCAGGUUGCUCACACCGUGGUGAUACCUUCAGAACUGUGCAGCUAUACCCGGUUGGUUUUUUUAUGCCUCACAUAGGUGUUUGUGUGCACAUUAGGAACAUGUUGUAGCAUUUUUUAUUCAUGUUUCUUUUGGCUAAGACAAAGGAAUUCACUGUAUAAAGCUGAAAGACCUGCGCUCUCUGGCCAGUGUGCAUUAAGUCCAUACUGUUAUUCCUGGCCUGAGCGGCCACAGCUUCCUUGUGUCACAGCUCCAUUCCCAGACUGCUCUGGUUAGUCGCACUGUUUUUUGUCCACCUCGCAUCAUUUGAAAGCACAAGAGAUUUUGGCGAUGCAAAAAAAAAAAAGUUCUGUCUUUACAGAAAACAAAGAUCAAUUGGAUCCAUGUUUUUUAAAUGAUUUUUUCUCGUCAUUUAAAAAUAUUUUUAGGAAUGAUUGGCUACCACUUUGUCUACAAUUGUGAUACGUGUGUAUUUUUGUCAAAGAGAGAUCUCCCCACUUUUCAGUCUUCUGAGGGUCGUUGGAUGAAAUGGAAAGUUUUGGCCCGAGGGAUACCACAAACUUUAUAUAGCAAACCAUGAAUAGUAUAACAUAUUGUGUAGUUAUCAUCCUCCUGUACAGGGGAGGGCUUUGAAUGGAGAUGAAUGGUACAAUAUGAGAGUUCGGGGGCCCUGUGACGAUCUUGCUGCAUUUAUUGCUUCCUGCUAAAGCUCCUUCCACGUCUGUACUGCAUGAGCCCCUGGUGUUGCUCGUGUCAGCAUCGUGUCAACAGUUGCAUCUCUCUCCCUGUUAAAUGAUGUGCUGUUUAAGUAGUCUACAAAGUGCAUGUGUGCCAAGCCCCUGUCUAGUGCUGUCCCAAAUGGUUUAAAGGAGAGCGUGUGGAUUUUAUCAGUUGCUGUUUCCAUGGCUAUUUUUGUUCGUGCGUUUGUAUUUGAUAUCUGUCGGAUUUAGAAUGAUUUAUUUAACACUAACAUUGAAGGGAUAAUGCUGAUUGUAGCAGUACAUUUAUCAUGUGCUUGCUGGUUAUGCUGUAUUCUUUUUUGUCUUUCUCGUUUUGUUUUAUCUCUCUCAUUUGUUUCCGCUGCAUAAUUAAACUAUCCAUCAAUAUAUUUUUGGGAAACUGCUCGACGUCACCAAAGUUCGAGGGACGAGAACGGAGACGCUUGUGUUUGCUCGGUCCUGUGGAAAGCUGCGUGUGCGUGAAUGUGCGGAAGUGUGCUGGACCGUGUGUGUGUGUGUGUGUGUGUGUUUCUAAAAAUGUGGUGGGAGGCGAUAUUGAUUUCAAAUAUAUAGAAGAGGACAAGUACAGUUUAUCCAUCACUACUGUUAAAGAAGUGGUUUUAAAGCAGUAUUGGUGCAGACCUUUUGCCACAUUUGAUUUCAGUUUCAUUUUGUUGAGAAGAGUGCUGUUCAGUAUGCAAAUGUAUUAUUUUUUAAGAAAUGCUAUUGUACUGUAAAUAUAAUUGUGAAUAUUUUUGUAUCAUCUUGAUAAUGUUUGUCUGUUGAUCAUUAGUCAUCUAACCUAAACACACACGCUCCCGAUCUCCCGUCUGACCACUGACUUUGUUGGUAACCAGCAUACAACAGCUGUCUCGUCAGUCCAAGUGUCUCAUAAGCUAUUUCCUGCAGGUGGUCGUGCUUUCUAGUCGCCUUCCUUCCAGUGCGUUCUGUCUCACGCCUGUUCAUAGACGGCGUGUCCCAUGGUAUUCCUGCGUUAGCGGAGGGCGAUUGUCCAUCAUCAUUUCAGUGUCGAGCACAGUUUCAAGCAAUAUUUUCUCUCGCGCUCAGAUGUAUUUGACUGAAAAUUAACCAUGUUUUCUGUUCAUGAAUUUCUGCUAACAUUCUUUAGGUGAUGCUGAACGGUCAUGGUUUAAAAAAAGAGAUGUGGUAUCAGCUGGCUUUCAGUGUAAUUAGUGAGCUAUGUGAAUAUCAUAAUUGUUGCUAAUUGUUGAUACACGGUGGUAUUUUAAAGAUAUAUCACAAUCUUAUUUUAAAGAAAUUCAUGAUAUUGUUUAUAUUUUUAUUAGAGAAAAUGUGGCUUUUUGAAAAGCAUGAGACCAUAUACAUUUUUAUCCCCUUUUUGUUUUUGGUAAAUUAUUUUGUACUGGUUUUCUUAUAUCUGUAAGGCUAGAAAUCCAAUUACUUUCAACUGUAGCAUUGCGUUCAUUUAAGCAAUCUGGUUUUAUGUAAACAUCAUUUACAAACCAUCAUUUGUUCCAAUUCAGCACUCUGACAUGUUUCAUAUUUGAUUAUGGUUAAAAGUUAUAAGGUUCCAUCUUUUCGGGUGACAGUGCCAGAUUUUACGUUUCGCUGUCUAAAUUUAAACUACGGUCAUUUCAUAUUUUGUUCUUCCUUUGAAGUGAGCCAAAUUUGGUGUAAUAGGCAGCACCCCCAAAUCUGUAGUUGCACAAUCAAAAAAGGGGGUGUUUUAAAAAAAAAUGGAACAUAAAAAUUGUAAAACCUACAAAGAGGAAGGGCAUGUUCACUCAUCAUUCUGACCUGAAAAAGAUUUUGAGGGCAAGGGUAGGUCAAACGUCCCAAGGAUGUCUGUAUAUAUGUAAAUGAAUAUAGAGACAUGUGAAGAGAAAUGUAUUCAUUUUCCCUGGGAAUGUGCAUCGUUUCUGCAGAAUAAUAAAAAGCUUGCAACCCCUCUACUGGAAGUGGCUGAAUAUGGAAAAUGAAACUUGUUAGUUAGUGUCUGUGGGUAUCUCUCAGCAUUUUGUUCCCCCUCUGUAAUAUACUUUCAGCUCUUUUGUUUGGGGAACUGGGACAGCUAUGUCUUACAUGUAAUAUUUAGCCUAAGUGUUCUAGUCUGUCACUUGCAUACUCUGAGGUGCUAAAGCUCAAAAAAAACAAAAAAAAACAAGGUUACAAAGAAAAUUGGACAGAGUGGGAGAAAGACGGUGGAAGGCAUGGGUCCAGGAGAUUGUAACCAAAUCCAUGGUUUGUACAUUUUUGAUAUCAUGAACAGUUGGAACAAUGAUACAAUCUAAGGUGAUUCAUGCAAUGUGACCAUUGUCUCUAUGUUUGUACAUUGUAUGUACAAUCAUUUCAUAUUCUAAACUGGUCAGAAAAUUCAGAAACUAAUUGUGAUUUUUAGUCUUGCAGAACUGUAUGUAGUUAGAUGAUGUGACAACCUAAUAUUUAUCUAAUAAAUAUGUAUUCAGAUGAUACCUGUA
Betta splendens (Siamese fighting fish) is the source of this 7185-nucleotide messenger RNA. Its product is annotated as zinc finger MIZ domain-containing protein 1-like. The record is from RefSeq and is a predicted model, not a curated record. Gene Ontology annotation, molecular function: zinc ion binding; SUMO ligase activity. Gene Ontology annotation, biological process: protein sumoylation; regulation of transcription by RNA polymerase II. The transcript has 19 exons. The coding region runs from base 1013 to 3835 and encodes 940 amino acids. NCBI's taxonomy places the organism in Eukaryota, Metazoa, Chordata, Actinopteri, Anabantiformes, Osphronemidae.